UUUCCCUGCAUUAUUAAUCUAGAAUCUCCAACUCCCCUCAUUAAUUAAUUUGCCUCCUUGUCAUCCAGCACGAUGGGAGCCUGUGCUAGCGGGCCCAAGACGCUGGAUGACGCCACCUCCGCCCCUACAGAGAAGCCUGAGGUCACCAAUCCUGGUGAAUGCGGGGACAUUAAUGCCCCAGUUCAGGCGGCGGAGGCUGAAAAGGGCACAGAGCCCGAGACCAAGGAAGAGCCCUUGGUAGACCUCUCAGAGCCAGAACCAGAAGCUAGCAAAAGCGGCGGGGUGGACUUGGCCCCUGAGAUCAGUGAGUUGACGGUCGACGCACCAAAGCUAAUUGUGACUGCACCUGUUGCAGAACAAGUCAACGCCACCGUAGUGAAGGAAACCAAAACUGAGGAAGAGGUGGUGGUCGAGGAGAAGACCGUAGAGGCGAAGGAAUCUAAAGUUGUAGAAGACGAGAAGGAGUCGGAGUCGAAGAUCUCUGCUUAAAGGGGAAAAUGGCUAUUUGUUUUUGAGUUGUGUAUUUAUAUAUUUGUUAAUGGAGAGGAAACGAAAUAUGUGAUUCUGUGACGUACAUUUCUCCUCUCUGUUGUGGUAUGCAUUGCCAAAUGUGUGUGCAUGGGGACACAUUCAUUAAAUAUUUUAGUUAAA
Molecule: messenger RNA, 651 nt
Organism: Asparagus officinalis (garden asparagus)
Lineage: Eukaryota; Viridiplantae; Streptophyta; Magnoliopsida; Asparagales; Asparagaceae
Exons: 2
Coding region: 73-489 (138 amino acids)
Source: RefSeq, a predicted model, not a curated record